Astrephomene gubernaculifera is the source of this 326-nucleotide messenger RNA. The record is from the annotation of a GenBank genome assembly. Lineage: Eukaryota; Viridiplantae; Chlorophyta; Chlorophyceae; Chlamydomonadales; Astrephomenaceae.
GUGCCGGCGGUGUGGGCAGCACCUGGGAGCGCAUCACCCGCCACAAGGCCCCCGUGGUGGAGCCGCGCGAGUCGGCUGCCUUCGGGGCCGCCAUCGAGGAGUUCCGGGCCAAGCUGGACGACCCGGCCACCCAGGGAGCGGUGUUCUUUGCGGUGUGCAGGGGCAAGGUGAGUGAGGGCCUGGACUUCAGCGACCGAGCCGGCCGGGCGGUGGUCAUCACCGGCAUCCCCUACGCGGUCAAGAACGACCCCAAGGUUCGUUUGAAGCGGGACGUGUUGGACGAGGAGGCUCGGCUGAUCGCCAGUGGCGGCGGGCUGGCGGGGGAG